AUGUCGACCAAGCAAGGUGGAAAAGCUAAGCCUUUGAAGAAACCCAAAUCUGAUAAGAAGGAAUACGACGAGGUUGACAUGGCUAACAUUCAGAAGAAAAAGGAUGAGGAGAAGGCGCUAAAGGAAUUGAAAGCCAAGGCGCAACAGAAGGGUAGUUUUGGAGGUUCUGGGCUCAAGAAGAGUGGAAAGAAAUAA
Molecule: messenger RNA, 195 nt
Organism: Sphenostylis stenocarpa
Lineage: Eukaryota; Viridiplantae; Streptophyta; Magnoliopsida; Fabales; Fabaceae
Source: the annotation of a GenBank genome assembly